Drosophila montana is the source of this 1022-nucleotide messenger RNA. Its product is annotated as larval cuticle protein 2-like. The record is from RefSeq and is a predicted model, not a curated record. Lineage: Eukaryota; Metazoa; Arthropoda; Insecta; Diptera; Drosophilidae. Gene Ontology annotation, molecular function: structural constituent of chitin-based larval cuticle. Gene Ontology annotation, cellular component: chitin-based extracellular matrix. The coding region runs from base 228 to 869 and encodes 213 amino acids. The transcript has 3 exons.
GCAAUUGUGGAAAAUUUGCAAUUUGUUGAUUACCAAACUCCAUUGCCUAUUAGAAACCGGAUCUGGUCAGAUUCAAGGGGCUUGUGACACACUGAUGCUCUGUUGUUUUGAAAUGGAAACGGGUUUGGGAUUAUAACCGUACAUUGUUUCUUUGGAACUGUUUCUAAGCGAAUAUAUUGGAAGGGGGCUCGACGGGUACAUCAAUAACUCAGAGCGAUAACUGUUCGAUGGGUACAAGUCAUAAACUGGACACAAUUUAUAUGGGGCAACACCCACUGGAGUUGUAUAAAAGCGAGUGCCUGGCCAAGGUGGAGCAUCAGUCAACGUUUGUUCUCUACGUUCUACAACUGCACCACAUCCAAAUCAAAAUGUUCAAAUUCGUGAUGAUCUGCGCUAUUAUCGGCCUGGCCGCCGCGGUGCACCACCCAAUAGAACACCGCCCAGUACCCCAUCAUCCAGUGAAGGUAUCCCAUCCAGAGCCUCACCCUGUGCCGCACCCUGCACCACACCCAGUGCCCGUUCAUCAUGGCGACGAUGUGCACGCUGAUGUUGUUUCCCGCAAGGAUGAUAUUCGCCCAGAUGGCUUCGACUCAAGCCUUGAGACCACCAACCACAUCACUCGCUCAGAGAGCGGUGAUGAGCAUGGAAACAUCCACGGCAGCUUCGGCUGGAUCUCCCCCGAAGGCGAGCACAUUGAUAUCAAGUACGUUGCCGAUGAGCACGGCUACCAGCCAUCGGGAGCUGCCAUCCCCGCUAUCCCCGAAGCCAUCGCACGCUCCAUUGCAUGGAACGAGGCGCAUCCCCAAGCCCCCGAGCCCCACAACCCCCAUAGCGUUCCCCAUAGCGCUCCCCAUGGCUCUCACCAUUAAAGCAAAUUCAGCUCCUAAGCUGAUUGUUUAUAGUGGACUUGGAACGUACAACGGACUAGUCUCAGAUAUUUCUCGAUAGCCUUUAAGUUCUUCACACCUAAUCAAUGUUUUUCUUAAAUAAGUUUAAUAAAUACGUAGUUGCAUCAAAUUAAA